GUGAGAGCGGAGGAGGGGAUAGGUCAGUCGCUGUCUUGUUAGGGUGGAGGAAUCCGCUGGCUGGGAGGCUUAGUGGAGCGGCUGCGAGAAUGGCCCGGAGAGAAAAGGGGCUGGUUUCUGGGCGGGACUGAGUCUACGAGGGGCGAGGCUUCCCAGAGAUGCUCCAGUGGCCACGUCCCGCUGCCCCCCCUGAGCAGCCAUCCCCGGAUCGCGGUUCUCUGGGCCCCCAGAAAUGGCCGAAGUGAAGAACCGGAAGAAGCCGGGGCCCAAGGCAGCCCCGGCGGAGCCUGGGAAGCGGAGCGAGGGCAGGAGGAGCCCCGAGGCCCAGGGAGACACGCGCGGGGGCUGGGCAGACCCCCGCACCGGGCUGAGCCUGCUGUCGCUGGGGACGUGCUUGGGCCUGGCCUGGUUCGUAUUUCAGCAGUCGGAGAAGUUUGCAAAGAUAGAAAACCAAUACCAGUUACUGAAAAUAGAAAACAGUGAAUUCAGAGGACUUCAAAGUAAAAUCAGUUUAAUUUCAGAAAAGCUUGCGUCUACUGAAGGUAUCCUGCAGGAAGCCACAUCCUCCAGGUCUUUGGUGACCCAGUUUGAGCAGGAAGUAUCCGGCCUCCAAAGACUCGUGCAUGACAUGGAACAUAGUGAAGAGAUGCUCACUCAAAAGGUGCAAGUCCUUAAUGAGAAAUUCCAAAAUAUUACAGAUUUCUGGAAGAGAAGCCUCGGAGAAAUAAGUGGUAAUACAGACAUUUUCAAAGCAGAAGCAAAGCAGAUACAUUCUCAAGUUACUGUCCAAAUUAACUCAGCUGAGCAGGGAAUGAAACUGCUCACAGAACGGCUGAAUGAUUUGGAAGACAGCACACUGCGAAAUAUUAGGACAGUAAAAAGACAAGAAGAGGAAGAUCUCAUGCGAGUGGAGGAGCAGCUUGGCUCCGAUACAAAAGCAGUCAAGAAGUUAGAAGAGGAGCAGAAAGCCCUCCUCGCCAAAGACGAAGAUCUGGCCAAUAAACUUUCCAGCUACGAACCCAGAGUGGAAGAAUGCAAGAUGCAUUUGCCAGCCAUCGAAAAUGCUAUUCACUCCGUUCUCAGAGUCUCUCAGGACCUGAUGGGAACAGAAAAGAAAAUGGAAGAGCUGACCAUGCAGAUGUUUAACCUAGAAGACGAUAUGCUGAAAGCCGUGUCCGAAAUAAUGGAACUGCAGAAAAGCCUGGAGGGGAUUCAGUAUGAUAAUAGCAUAUUAAAGAUGCAGAAUGAACUAGAUGUUCUGAAGGGGAAAGUGCAUGAUUUUAUAGCAUAUUCAACUACAAAAGAAAAGGGAACUUUGGAAGAAUAUAACCUAGAAAAUAAAGAAAUCAGUGAUGAUUUUUAAGUUCACUACAUAUAUUCUGAUGAACCAUAUUACUGUAUGUAAUUGCGAUAUGUCCUGUGUUUUUGAGUUAUGUUGAUAUUUCUCACUUUAUUGAAAAAAAGUGAGAUAGCCACACAAAUGGAUUAGCUACACAAUCAAGGCUUUUUAAGAUCGAAAAGUUGUUUAACUAUUUCAAAUAGAAUUCUAAACUAUGUAUUUCUCUUCUUUUAAGGCAAUAUAAUUAAUUUUUAAAAUAUUUUCCAAUAAUGGACAGCAUUAGGAGUUUAACCUGUUACGAUUGGACCCAAAUAUAUAUUGCUGUCUUAGAACCAUAUUUUUCCUUCUAGGAACUAUUGAAGAGCAUUUCCCGUUUUGCUAAGUGGCCCCAGCCUUGCUGUUACUCAGUCUCAGAAAUGUGACGCUAUCCUGGAACAACUGAAGGCUUUUCAAAUCGUUGUUCAUCUGAAGCAGCUACAGGAGGAAAUUUAUAACGUAAAAUCUUGGUCCACCAGGAUAACGGAAAAUCAGGAGAUGCUCAACAGCAGUCUGACAGCUCUUUCUCAAGACGUUACAAAAGCAAACCAGAGUACAACCUCCAUGGCAAAA
Molecule: messenger RNA, 1948 nt
Organism: Cavia porcellus (domestic guinea pig)
Lineage: Eukaryota; Metazoa; Chordata; Mammalia; Rodentia; Caviidae
Gene: Ikbip
Product: IKBKB interacting protein
Exons: 4
Coding region: 233-1363 (376 amino acids)
Source: RefSeq, a predicted model, not a curated record